GAAGAUUCAACUUAAUAAUAUUGCACUGAGAAGGCAUCUGUGAUAUUGAUACAGGAAGCUUAAAAACCAGCAACCUCAGGGGCGCCGCCACUCUGGUUUCAGUAUCUCAGCUCAUGGGUGAUAAUGAGAGUGGAGAACCGGCAGGUCUGAAGUCAGGUGCAUCUUUCUGGACGUUUGAUUUUUACCAGCAGUUUUUUGAUGUUGAAAGUAAACAAGUUGGAGAUAGAAUUUUAUGGUCAAUGGUUCCCAAGCCAGGUGUCAGUUACUUGCAGUCAUAUAUUCGACCAAAUCCUGAUCUUUAUGGCCCAUUCUGGAUUUGCACAACUCUGGCCUUUACUACAGCCAUUACUGGUAACCUUGCAAAUUAUUUGGCUGCUUCACCAGCAGAGACAUAUAUCUGGAGAUAUGAGUUUCGUAAAGUUACAUUAGCUGCUUCUGCUAUAUUUGCAUAUGCUUGGUUGAUACCAAUUGCUGUAUGGGGUCUGCUGGUGUGGCGAGGAUCACGGGCAAAGAUAUCACUUCUUGAACUGCUUUGUAUCUAUGGCUACUCUCUUGCCAUCUUCAUACCAGUAUCGGUAAGUGCCUGAAGAUAUCGUAUUUGA
Molecule: messenger RNA, 602 nt
Organism: Cherax quadricarinatus
Lineage: Eukaryota; Metazoa; Arthropoda; Malacostraca; Decapoda; Parastacidae
Source: RefSeq, a predicted model, not a curated record